Molecule: messenger RNA, 483 nt
Organism: Penicillium egyptiacum
Lineage: Eukaryota; Fungi; Ascomycota; Eurotiomycetes; Eurotiales; Aspergillaceae
Source: the annotation of a GenBank genome assembly
AUGGACUCGACCCUGCGAACAGCAUACAACCCUCAAGCACCUCUCGCCCAACCCACCUCCUUCCAUCCCUCCUCAACCCUCAACCCUUCAGCAGGCCAGCCCAGCAUGGCAGCCCAGGCUCAAAGUACCCUAGAAGUCGCAUCAAAUGCAACCAGGCAGGUGUUCUCUUCACCCUCGCUACAAUCUACCUGUUCCCCGCAGACCUCCGCCCCUCCCAUGCAACCCUUGUCACAAGUAAUCGGCAACACAUCCAACACGGGCACCGUUCCCAUCGCCCCCGCAGCCAACACCCAUGCAUUAUUACCUACGAAUGCAGCCCCCGCUCCGGUGCCCACAUCCGAUACCUAUCCCCACCAGAUAAAUGGUCUCGGGGGUCCAACUGCCACAGCGCCCUUUCUUCAGGAUUUCAAUCUUGUCGCCGAAGCAGCCAAGCGCGCUCAAAUGGGUAUUGUCAUGCGUGAUCUUGAGAGCGUGACUCUUUGA